This is a messenger RNA of Penicillium nucicola, 1032 nucleotides long. RefSeq lists its product as uncharacterized. The transcript is spliced from 4 exons. The record is from RefSeq and is a predicted model, not a curated record. Lineage: Eukaryota; Fungi; Ascomycota; Eurotiomycetes; Eurotiales; Aspergillaceae. The coding region runs from base 1 to 1032 and encodes 343 amino acids.
AUGUCUUCUUCUAGCAUCCAAAGCCAUUCAAGCGCAAGCCAGUAUGUCGCACCUUCGACAUUUAACAGCGAUAGCCUUCAGAGCUUUCUUAAGCAAGUCAGUGCACUGGCUUCAAGCCCUGAGUCCCAAGCUGCGUCGGUUAUGAUGGAAGAAUUCGGUCAUCAGCGUGAACAAGUCUAUGUCAGAAAUGAAGAGCUGAAGAAAGCCCAAAAUGAAAUCCUCGAUCUAAAGGAGAGAAAGCGAGUUGCCGUUGAGGAGAUGUUUGCAGCCAACGAGAGCGAAAAGGCGAAGCAAAAAGAAGCUCUUAAUCAAGUCGACUCACUUUAUGCAUUAGUUAAACAGAAGGAGCAAUCUCUCACCGAGUGCUCCAAUCUUAAGUCAUCCUACUCAUUGGAGCUCGGCAAAGUUUCUCAAUCAGCAAAGGACAUCAGCACACUUCAACAGAAUUUGAAAGAGAAAGACAAGAUCAUUGACAAGAUAAAGACUACUGGAUCAAGUCUCAAAACAAUGCUUUCAUCAACGCAGCAGAAGAUAGAAGAGCUAAAAGCCGAGAAAGUCACACUGAGCAAAGAACUACAAACGAGCCAAGACCAACUUCGAAAUCUCAAAAGCUUCACUGCUCCGCAAUUGGAGCUUGAUGAAAGCUCAAUUUCGACGAACUUUUCAGAUCUUUGGAUAUUUGCUCUAAGCGAGAUAUUCACUGUCUUGAAGGAGGAUCUUGCUGAAAAAACCUUGAAGGACCAAUCGAUCUGGGAGAAGCUUCGGACAGAGAAUGCUAGAUUUGCCCAGCAAUAUGUCCCUCUAUUACCCUCAAACUCCCCUAAGGCAAAAGGGAUGCGUCUAGCCAUGACUCUGGCUAUUCUUUCGAGGGAAAUUUGCAAAAAUAUCUUCCAGCCUAAUUACAUUUUACCAGAAGAUUCUAAAAUCCACGGAAUCCUCAGCCACCUCGCCGAGAACGAUACCAAGAAGGAAAGUUUUUACCGACAAGUUCUUCUUUCGCUCGAUUUUAAUGCCGAAGAGAGUCUUCUCUAA